This is a messenger RNA of Symbiodinium sp. CCMP2456, 1278 nucleotides long. The record is from the annotation of a GenBank genome assembly. NCBI's taxonomy places the organism in Eukaryota, Dinophyceae, Suessiales, Symbiodiniaceae.
AUGGAGGCUGAGCUUGGACAUUACUUCCUCGAGGGCUUUCGGCAGUCCCAUUCCCCGAGGACCGAAUCGCCCCAGCUGCCUGGAGAGGACGAGGCCCCUCAGGCCGAGCUGCCAGCUUCCGCUGUUUGCUUGGCUCCGCCUCCAGCUCCUCUGGAGCAGUGCGCAGUGGGGGCGUUGGCAAGUGGGUCCAGCGAUUCACAGGUCCUCGUGAUCGACUCCUUGCAGGGGGCACGGCAGGAAAUCCAGGUAGAUGCUGCGCCGGAGCAGGCGGAAGUUUCGGACGGAGAGGCCGCGGCCAUCCUCCAGUCUGAUGAUGAAGCGCUGCUUCUGGGCGAAGUCGUUGAUGGUACCCUGAGAACCAGGAAACGAACUGACGCCGGCUUUGACAGUGACUCGGGCAGCGAGACGCCGCGCACGGCCGAAGCUCCUCUGGAGGCGUCCCCUUCGCCUCCAGGAGGCGAGGAUCCGCUUCCGCAGAUGCCAAUCCCCCUGCCGCAGAUGCCCGGUGUGAAUCUGCAACCUGCGCUGGCCCGUGCAAACAGCUCCACGAUCUCUGGGGUGAACUUGGAGGGGAAGAUCGGUGCGCUGCCGAUGCUGUUGCCGCAGCUGCCCCCCUCCGAAGAGUACCUGGAGGAGAUAGAUCAGCAGAUCGAGAGCUUGCUGGAAAGGUUCUUCAAUGAUGCUACAUCAUGGUCCUCGAUAGAGCAGCAGGCCGCCAGUGUUGCACGCUCUCUGGAAUCUUCCAAAGUACCACCAGGCGACGUGCAAUACUUCCGGAUCAAGGUACCUUCGCCUUAUCCCGGCGUUCAGUAUCGGCGGUCCAUGUGCUUGGAUGACAGGUAUGGGCACUAUGCGAAGCAGGGCCAGGUAGUAGAAGGCGUCGUUGAUGGGCAGUGGCUCCGAAUUUCCGGCAAGAUCUUUCUGCCACUCACGGCCUCGCUUCCGGACCCGGAGGUCGGCUUCGUCUCCAUCCUGGAGCCCAUCACGAAGAAGGAGCGGGACCAGGAGCGGGCUGCCCGGGCGAACUCCGGGGCGGGCGAAAGUCCUUCAAGCUUCCAGGCCAUCCCCUUCGAUCUGGAGGAGGGCGGUCCCCGCACGGUCACCGCUCGGGCUCUCCCCGAAGCCAUCUGCACCGCGCCGCUCCAAGAUCCCGAUGCACUGAGCGAGUUCUGCAAGCAGAACCCCAUCAAUGCCUUCGGGGACACGCCCCGCGGUUCGCGAUGCACCUCCCCGCAGCCCGGCGCGCAGGUGUCGAUGCGCGACGUGAUGACCUCGUGA